Molecule: messenger RNA, 2046 nt
Organism: Hevea brasiliensis (rubber tree)
Lineage: Eukaryota; Viridiplantae; Streptophyta; Magnoliopsida; Malpighiales; Euphorbiaceae
Exons: 5
Coding region: 487-1395 (302 amino acids)
Source: RefSeq, a predicted model, not a curated record
CCUAGGAAAAUUGAACUUCUCUCCACGCGUUUGGCAUUCGAGAAAGUGUCACAGCUCGGGAAAAUUUUAACUCUAUUCUUUUUCUCGAGAAAAAACCCUAACCCUUGUCCUGAUUCCCCGAAUGAAAACUCACAGUUUCCAUCGCUCAUCGUCUUAGCGUUUAAGAUCCCUCCUCCGGCGAUCCUUCGGUGGCUGAUCUGACAGCGGAGAGAUCACUACUUCCCUUAUCUCUCUCAUUUCGCCCAGAAAAGAGAAGCAAAAGGCACCUUGGUUGCUUUUGUGUAAGGCUUAUAUGAUGGAUCUUAGAAGGCCUGUAUCUCUCCGUCUUUCCUGAUGACAUGAAGUCAUGUCAAUGUGUUGAAGGGGGAUAGCUUUUAUUAAAAUCCUUCAGCAGCAUUUGGAGUUCAGUAUUAUUAAUCUAAACCUUAGAAUUGCCCAGCUUAUAUGCACCCCAAUUUGAAAUUGCAGUGGAACUAAUCAAAGUAAAUGGACCACUAUGACUUGCAAGCACAGAGAAGGGAGAUGAAGCAUAAAGGAAGAAAUGUUGUUUGGUCUAUUGCCAUGGACAAGUGCCUUAUUGAAGCUCUUGCUGUUCAGGCUAGAAAUGGAAAUAAAAUAGACAAAUGUUUUAACGAGAAUGCAUACUCUGCUGCUUGUAUUGCUGUGAACUCUCGCUUUAAUUUAAACUUGAACAAUCAAAAAGUUGUUAAUCGUCUUAAAACCAUUAAGAAAAGGUACAAGGUAAUAAGGGAUAUGCUAAGUCAAGAUGGAUUCAGGUGGAAUCCCAGUACAAAGAUGAUUGAAUGUGACAGUGAAGAUCUUUGGAAGAGAUACAUCGCUGCACAUCCUGAUGCAAAAGGCAUUCGGGGUAAACAGAUUGAGAUGUAUGAUGAACUAAAAAUUGUUUGUGGAAAUUACCAAGCUCCUAGCCGUUGGACUAAGAUGAAGGAUGGAGGUCAUCUAACAAAGAAUUUUGAAGAAGAUUCUCCUUCAUUCCUCUCACCAAGUUCAGAAAAUGUGAGUGAGACUGAUGGUACAGAAUCAUAUACUGGGCCACCAGAUUGUCUGCCAGAUGGUAGUCAAGACCCUCCUCUGAUACAGCCUGUCAGACAACUUCCGAAACGGGCCCGUGGAUCAGAAGCUCUUCAAGAUGCAAUGUUGGCAGUGGCAUCAAGCAUUCGUCGUUUGGCUGAUGCAGUGGAGCAAAGCAAAACUGCAAUUGAUCCCUCAGAACUUUUACAGGCUGUGAUGGAAGUUGAUGGCAUAGAAGAGGCUAAACAAAUGUAUGCUUUUGAAUAUCUGAAUGCUGACCCCAUUAAAGCCAGAGCCUUUGUGACAUACAAUGCUCGUAUGAGGAAGAUUUAUUUGUUUCGACAGUUUUGGUGGUGGAAGUGACACUCUUAUGUAUAUUUUGCAAAAAUGUGAAAGGAUUGUUCCAUGGAUGCUUGCCCAUUAAACCCUAAUUGAUGUUUGGAGGUGAAUGUACAGAUAGUAGAUGAUCUCGGGAUGAAAAUUUAGAGCUAGAAGCUGGUAUUAUAGAGACAUUGACCAGCCUCUAUGCUUGCGUCUUUUUGAAGUGAAGAUAGCAUUUUGUGUAAGAUCUUCCCUUCUUGCUUUAUCCUUUUAAAGAGGUCUGAUGUUGCUCUUUUUUCUCUUAAUUUUGGAUAUAACGGCAAAAGAAUCUAUCCUGUGACCACUGGAAUUGAACGUGCUAAUUGAUUGCCAUCAAAUGUGUUAAGCUAAGUUCAAUUGUUUGUUGCUUUGCAACCAUUGGUUUCAUCAGAGAUAAAGUUCCUUGAUAGUGUUGUUUGCAGACCAUCUUUGUCAAUUUCCUACGGAACUUGAAUUUUAUGGUGGACGCUUGGGACUAAGCUUACUACUGGCUAGUAAAGGUCUGGAGCUGAAUCUUGAUUAUGCAUUUUUGUUCUCAGAUCUGAUUAGCUGUAUCUACGGACAUUAAUGGUAAAAGAUGAUGGAUUACUCCAACUCUUGUAUGUUGCAUGAUGUAAUCAUUUUAUAUGCUAGUUCAUUUAUUUACUUUUUCCC